Messenger RNA from Umbelopsis ramanniana AG, 1732 nucleotides. RefSeq lists its product as uncharacterized. The transcript has 7 exons. NCBI's taxonomy places the organism in Eukaryota, Fungi, Mucoromycota, Umbelopsidomycetes, Umbelopsidales, Umbelopsidaceae. Gene Ontology annotation, cellular component: U4/U6 x U5 tri-snRNP complex. The coding region runs from base 43 to 1659 and encodes 538 amino acids. Gene Ontology annotation, biological process: mRNA splicing, via spliceosome. The record is from RefSeq and is a predicted model, not a curated record.
UUGUGGUCACCUCUGAUCUUUUCUUCCAAUAGACUGUAACUGAUGCCUACUAAAGAGGAGAUCGAGGCGCAGCUGGCUGCAAAACGAGCAGAGGUUCAAGCUAAACUUGCACAAAUGAGAGCAAAGGCAGGCGUUCCAGCACCACCACCAGCGAACAAUACGCCAGCUACAAGUACCACUUCGAAUCUCAAAAAAAUACCGGGCAUAGAUCAAGAAGAUCUGCAACGACGAAUAGCAGAAGCAAAAGCUCGAAUAGCCGGAGCAAGUCAAUCAAAUUUUGCAGCCGGAGGUAGUAUGUCCCAGCAACGUCCAAGAGGUGGUCUAAAUAUUGCGCCGCCACCCUUGGGCUUGGAUAAAUCGGGCAACAUUGAUUUGAAAGCGAUGUUGGAUCAAGGCAUUAUACCCAAGCGUGAACUCGCAACUGCAAUGGCGAAUCAAAAGCAGACCAAGUCGGCGGCAAAGCCAGCAGCAUCGUCUUCGCCAUCAGCUGCUUCAUCUGGAGGCAGGCAAUCCAACCCGUAUUUAAGUGACAAAACUGAAGUUGGCGGCCGAAGGAGUCGACAUCUAAAAUUUGUACAGCCUGGUCGGUUCAUUCAAAAAGCAAAUCAAGAACGAGCAAAAGCACAAUUAGAGCGCCUCAAGCAAGAAAUCGCAGAAAAGGCAAAAUUGGCUGGUGUUCAGACUGAACGGGAUAUACCAGAUAAUCUACUCAAGGGACCACCCCCACCUGAUGUUGAAUGGUGGGAUUUACCAAUAACCAAGAACAAGCAGUAUGGAGAAAUAGAUGCCGAUCACCUUGAUAUGACUGGAUUAGAAAACAUCAUCACCCCGUAUGUACAACACCCGGUACCAAUUGAACCACCUGGUGAACCCACCGGCCAACCACCUCGCCAAUUGAUGUUGACCAAGAGAGAAUCAAAGAAAUUGAGACGUCAAAAGAGAUUGGAGGCACAAAAGGAUAAGCAGGACAAAAUUAGACUUGGAUUACUACCACCAGAGCAGCCUAAAGUUAAAAUCAGCAAUCUCAUGCGUGUCUUGGGACAAGAGGCUAUUCAAGAUCCAACCCAAAUCGAAGCUAAAGUGCGUAAAGAGAUGGAGGAGCGACAACGUGAACAUGAGAAGGCGAACGAAACUCGUAAACUUACAAAGGAAGAAAAGCGGGAAAAGACGAUAUCAAAGCUCAAAGAAGAUAUCGCUCAAAUGGUACAUGUUACUGUUUACAAGGUCAAGAAAAUAAAACACCCUAAAUUGAGAUAUAAGGUUGAAGUCAACGCAAGACAACUUUAUCUUACAGGCAUGGUUAUUGCAACUCCCAAGUGCAACUUGGUCAUUGUUGAAGGCGGACCAAAAGGAAUCAAGGCGUAUAAAAAGCUCAUGCUUAGGAGAAUCGAUUGGAAUGAUCUUCCUAUACCACUCAAAGCAGAUGCAGCUGAUACACCUAUGCAAGAACCUGAAGAGGAAGACGAAGAAGAGAAUCAGUGUUUCCUGGUAUGGGAAGGUGUAGUCAAAACUGCAGCUUUCAAGAAGUUCACUUGGCGAGAGAUGGAAAGUGAGAAGAUGGCUCGUGAGCUACUGAAUGGGUUCAAAGUCGAACAUUAUUGGGAUGCAGCCAUAAUGGCAGACGAUGAAGAGUUGGCAGCUCGUCAACCUGAACUAUAGAUAUGAAUAAUUUGUUCAAAAAAAAAUAAAAAUCUAUCGUAUUGCACCACUUCAGAGACAUUGUGGACGAUGG